Phascolarctos cinereus (koala) is the source of this 2204-nucleotide messenger RNA. The record is from RefSeq and is a predicted model, not a curated record. Lineage: Eukaryota; Metazoa; Chordata; Mammalia; Diprotodontia; Phascolarctidae.
AUGGCGAUUCGCUCCUGGGUGGGGGUGGGUUCGGGAGACACCCCCAGCCCCCCACCGCAUCCCUCUACAUCCUUUCCUCCUCCCGAGCUGUCAUCCUCCGGCAGCAGGCGGAGCUUGCCGCGGCUGUUCGCAUCCAAUCACAGCGUCGGGUGGGGCUUGAGGCCGUCCCGGCCCGCUAGCCGCAGCCUGGGGAUCUCGGUGCGCUCCCCACCUGCCCGCCCGCACCGGGGAGCGGGGGUCGGUUCGGCGACCGCCCGGAGGGGUUGGGGGGGCAGCGGUGCGGGCGGGGCCUGGAGGCGUCGGAACCCCGCGGCGCCUAACGGGGCCGGGAGGAGAGCAGCUCAGCCAGGAGUGACUACACCCCCCAGGAUGUUGCAAAGGAACCAGAAAUUGCUUCUGCAAGUGGCCUCCUUGCUCCUCUGUGCUUGUGCCGGCCUCAGACUGCUUCUGCCCCGGUGCCUGGAGCCAACAUCAGGCAGGUCCUGGGGUGAAACAGGGGGUGGCCAGCCAUCUCCUGAACCAGUUGGGGAGAGUACUCUGGGGUCUUGGUCCCAGAGGUUGACUGGGGAGGUUCCUCGAAGAGAUGAAACAGGAGUGAUGAAGGUUGUCCACCUGGACAUGAAGGGAGCUGCUCCCAGGGUAUCUUAUCUGGAACAGCUGUUUCCACUUCUGUCCCGACUCGGGGCAGAUGCUGUGCUGAUCGAAUAUGAGGACAUGUUCCCUUUCCAUGGGGAACUUGAAUUGUUACGUUCAUCCCACUCCUACAGUAAGCACGACAUUGAGCGGAUCCAGCAAUUGGCAGCACAGAACCACCUGGAGGUGAUUCCUCUGGUGCAGACAUUUGGCCACUUUGAGUUUGUGCUGAAGCAUGAGAAGUUCUGGCCUCUGCGGGAGGUUGAUCGUUAUCCCAGCACCCUGAAUCCCCAUGCGGCUGGGGCAAUGCCACUGCUCCGGGCCCUCCUGGGCCAGGUCCUAGAUCAGCAUCCACACACCCGCUGGCUACAUGUGGGAGCUGAUGAGGUGUUCCACCUGGGUGAGGGUGCAGACUCCCGUGCCUGGCUACUCCGCCAUGGGGAAGAUGUUGGUCACAUGUACUUGAACCAUGUUCGAGAGGUCGUGACCUUCCUGAGCUGGCGCCACCCAGGGCUUCGACUGCUACUUUGGGAUGAUGUGCUUCGAAGACUCCCACCCCAGGCCGUCCGAGAAUCGGGGAUCCCUCAGCUUGCAGACCCUAUGAUGUGGUUCUAUGACCCUGACUUGGACACUGACCAGAUUGGACGGAUCAUUGCUAAAUAUGCAGAAAGUGGCUUCCGAGGUGUGUGGUUUGCCAGCUCCUUCAAAGGCUCCACAGGCCCAGCCCAGAUGUGGACCCCUCUUAGCCAUCACCUGAGCAACCAAUUGUCGUGGCUCCGUGUGCUCCGAGCCAUGCAGGCUGUGUCUGCUGGCCCCCACGUUCGGGAUGCCCCCUCUAUCCGCUGCCUGGGCAUUGUUCUGACUGGUUGGCAGAGGUAUGACCACUAUUCCGUGCUGUGUGAGCUGCUUCCUGUGGCUAUUCCUUCCUUGGCCAUCUGUCUGCAGACCCUAGUUGCUGGAGAAUUCACAGAGGUGACCAAGAAGACAGUCAUGGAGCUACUGGGGUUUCAGACUAUCAACCUGGAGUCCAGCACCUGCCAAGGAGAUGGUAUGUUUCCUGGGGCUGAGGUCUAUCACCUGGUGGAACAAGUCAAGGAUCUGAAGGAGACUGGGCUGAAGGCUCUGGAGGAGGACAGCACAGCUCAGGGCUGGUUUAGCCCUUACCAUCGUAAAAAUCGGUUUGGGAAUCCACAGAAUCUGGAGGCCUUUGGCCGAAAAUUGACCAAGGUGUCCGAGGCCUGGGAGAGCCUGCUGCCGACCCUACAGAUGCACUUGGGUGUUGUGUUCUACUCUAAUACUGUGGAUGAGUGGUUGGAGGAGUAUGUCUUACCACAGCUGGAACCCUUGAGGGCUAUGGUGCGGGAUUACCAGGAUCUCCUCCAGCUGAAAGGGAAACCAGGAGGGGCCCGGCCUGGGGAGGUUGUGCUGAACCCCCAAGUCAUCCCUACCCUAGGCCCUGGUUUCCAGGGGGCCCGUUCCAGGAGGGAGAGUCCAGGUGAUGACUCAUUUGGGGGCUGAGGUCCAUCGUGGUGGUGGGCUUCCUCUGAGGGAGGUGGGAGUAUAAAACUGAC